GCUAGCCAUUCAGUCCGUCCGGGCCCCGGGCCGGGAGAGCCAGGUAGCCGGGGACCGCGAGAGGAGCCGCGGCAGAGCGCAGGUCACUUUCCUGUUGAAUCCUUGAUCUAGUUUCCAGUCCCCAGCCCUGCCCCAUGAUCUAAAUCUAGGAAAGGCUUAGGAUUUUGAAAUGAAGAUGGAGGAGGCUGUGGGAAAAGUUGAAGAACUUAGUGAGUCUACUGUCCCACCAAAAACGUCUGAAAAACAAGAAACAGUCCAGACAGAAGAUGGACCUAUAGAACUAGAGUCUCAUUCUCAGAAAGAUGGUGUGAGUGAUUCUGCAGUUCUUUCAUCAAUGCCUUGCUUGCUGAUGGAAUUAAGACGGGACUCCUCAGAGUCUCAACUGGCAUCUACAGAAAGCGAUAAACCAACAACUGGUCGAGUUUAUGAGAGUGACUCUUCUAAUCAUUGCAUGCUUUCACCUUCUUCCAGUGGACAUCUAGCAGAUUCAGAUACAUUGUCUUCUGCAGAAGAGAACGAGCCCUCCCAGACAGAAGCUACUGUAGAAGGAGAUCCUUCUGGUGUGUCUGGAUCAGCUGUUGGUCGCAAGUCUAGACGGUCCCGAUCUGAAAGUGAAACAUCAACAAUGGCUGCCAAGAAAAACAGGCAGUCCAGUGAUAAGCAAAAUGGCCGAGUUGCCAAGGUUAAAGGUCACCGGAGCCAAAAGCACAAAGAAAGAAUCCGGCUACUGAGGCAGAAGCGGGAGCUUGCAGCUCGCAAGAAGUAUAACCUGCUGCAGGACAGCAGUACCAGUGAUAGUGACCUGACCUGUGACUCAAGCACGAGUUCGUCAGAUGAUGACGAAGAAGUUUCAGGGAGCAGCAAGACAGUCACUGCAGAGAUACCAGAUGGACCUUCAGUUGUAGCUCAUUAUGAUAUAUCUGACACCAACUCUGACCCAGAAGUGGUAAAUGUGGACAAUUUAUUGGCGGCUGCAGUAGUUCAAGAACACAGUAAUUCUAUAGGAAGCCAGGACACAGGAGCUACCUGGAGGACCAGCGGGCUUCUAGAGGAACUGAAUGCUGAGGCAGGUCAUUUGGAUCCAGGAUUCCUUACAAGUGACAAAACAACUUCUGGCAAUGCACAACUCAAUGAAGAGAUUAAUAUUGCCUCUUCAGACAGUGAAGUAGAGAUUGUGGGAGUUCAGGAACAUGCAAGGUGUGUACAUCCUAGAGGUGGUGUGAUUCAGAGCGUGUCUUCAUGGAAGGAUGGCUCAGGCUUACAAUAUUUUAGCAGCCGGCAAACACAAUCAUGGACAUCUGUGACUCCCCAGCAGAAUUGGUCUUCGCCCUCGGAAGUAGUUGAUCUUACCUUGGAUGAAGACAGCAGACGCAAAUACCUACUGUAAUACGAUGUCACUGUGUUUCUUCCCCACUGUACCCUUCCUUUUUCUCUUUGGCACAGAAGUUCAUUGUCAUUGCUUCAACUUCAGAAGCUCUGCUCUUGGCAUUUGUGGAAUUGAAACUUGUGGAGAAUUACCCCUAACACUGAGGUUUUAUCUUUUAAAAGUCAUUUAGGAAAAUGAAGGAUUCUUUCCCUCCUUCAUUAGGAAAAUGAGAGAUAGUGAUGAAUUUUAUGGGAAAAAGAACUGCAGUUAUAUGCGGUGAAUAUUAAUCUGAGGAAAUGCUAUCCAGCUCUGCCUUCCUCACUCCUGAUAGAAUAAUUUUAGUUUAAUUACAAGGUGAAUUUAAACUGGGGUUUUGGAGCCUUGUAUUUUUCUCUCUGUGAGUGAAAUUAUACCCUACAGGGUCAGCUCUUCCUUUCCUUCCCACUGGCCCUCUUGCCCCAGGGCAUUUGCACAUUUCUCAGUCAGGUUCUAUUAUUGGCACUCAGUAGGACAUGUGUGUUAACAGCAUGUUCUUUGAAGCAGAAAACAGGAGCAUUACUGUUUCUCUCUUAACUUAGUUUUCUGCUCCCUUUCCUGACUACUCUCCUGACUGGUGACUUGCCACAACUUGAAUGAUUUUGCUCUGAUGUUAUGAUCACAAAUGCUGUUAGGUUGACUUCUGUUGAUUCCUUGUUUGCAAUAACUUUUAAUUCUGAAAAACGAGAAUUUCUUGACUAGUAGAAACUUCCAGGAUAAUAUUUUUCUGAGGAGGAUUGGUAUCAAUGGAAAAAAAAAAUCUCCAUUCUGAUUCUAUUGGUUUUUCUUUUUUUUCUAGUCUACUCAAAUAUAACUGGAAAAUAUAUAAAGGUGAAACUGGGAACCCAUUACAUUGGCCUGAAACAGACAGAGGCCAAAGUUGGGAGGGCUAUAGUAACUCAUAAGCUUGCAUGGCAUUUGGCAAGAGUGUUAAGUGCCUUCUUUCAUAGCAAGUCUCUCCAUGUAGGGCAUAGCCAAUAAGCGCUAAUUACAAAAACUGAUGCCGAACUGAUGUGUGCUUGGUAUUUUUCUCCUUCCUACCUUUAAAAAAAUAAUAAUAUAUGCCAUAAGAAGCACAUGAUGCUACAUUCUAGAUUUUACAUAAUUAAAAAUAUAGGAAAAUUCAGGAAAUGCCAAAGUUGAGGUUUUUGUGGCAUUGUUAAGCUACUUGGUAUCUGGGAUUUAUUUCACUUAUUGUUCACAUCUCUUGAAAGCAAUAGCUUUGUUAACAACAUCAUGUACAGAGGUAAGGAAAAGUGAUGUUGCUUUCAUGACCUCCUCAUUAUGUUUUUCUUAAGUCUUUCCUUUUUGGUUUUUUGGUAAUUUAUCUGUUGAUAAGCUACUUAACCUGUAGCCCUUAAUGCAUCAGUGGCUGCUGCUUAUCAUAAAAGCAUGCAUGAGAACUGCACAGUCAGAAUAGUCUGCCUGACCCUAUUUGUCCAACAUUAAAAUACUUGUUUUUACUAAAGCAUAGUUUCUUAGUGAAUCCUUUCUACUACUUUUGGGCUCUUAAAUGCUCUCUUCCAUCAGGGAUGUGUUUUUGAUCACAUAUUCUUUGAUCAGCACCUUUCUCUGAUAUUUUUUUAUUUGCUUUUGUUUUCCAUCAGUUCAGAUUCAGGCUUUUGAGAUAAUUCCAGUUUAUGAAGCUUAAUUCUAUCCUUGUAUAUGGGCCUCUUGGCAAAACCAAAGACCAAACAUGAGGCCGAAACAGAAUUAUAUUCCAAUCUGACUGUUAUUAAUGUCCUCAGACUGUUCAUAUUUAAUUUUGGCAUUAUUAAGUACUUUGUGCUAUUAUAAGCUAUUAAUUUACUUAGCUUAAAGUAUUUUGCCAAGCUGAAUCCACAAUUCCUGAUCUGUGUUUUCAAGGAAACCAACUUGAAGAAUAUAGGGUGGGUCAUGCUAUAUCACUUGAAAUUUGUUUAUUGUCUCAGACACCUGUAAAACUCCUUUGAAGUAAAUACUUUACAGAGAAAGUUCUAUUUAAUAAAGUUAUUUCUGUAGUCCUUUAUAAAUGGGCCAUAGAAACAAUACACUGUUGAACCAUUUACAACAAAUUCUCUAAAUAGCAUAUAAGUAUAUAAUACAUAAUACAUAAGCAUCUGUUUGUGCUUCCUUGGGUGAAGGGGGGGAGGG
Molecule: messenger RNA, 3535 nt
Organism: Sarcophilus harrisii (Tasmanian devil)
Lineage: Eukaryota; Metazoa; Chordata; Mammalia; Dasyuromorphia; Dasyuridae
Gene: ARK2N
Product: chromosome 1 C18orf25 homolog
Exons: 5
Coding region: 170-1387 (405 amino acids)
Biological process (GO): ubiquitin-dependent protein catabolic process
Molecular function (GO): ubiquitin protein ligase activity
Source: RefSeq, a predicted model, not a curated record